Molecule: messenger RNA, 1272 nt
Organism: Caenorhabditis remanei
Lineage: Eukaryota; Metazoa; Nematoda; Chromadorea; Rhabditida; Rhabditidae
Exons: 9
Coding region: 1-1272 (423 amino acids)
Biological process (GO): sensory perception of chemical stimulus
Cellular component (GO): membrane
Source: RefSeq, a predicted model, not a curated record
AUGGAUCUUGAUGAAACAUCGCUUUCAUCAUCUGAUUCCACUCUGAAAAGUGGUUCUAAUUCAUCUCAGAAAGCUAUAAAAGCUCAACCCAAAACCUUUAGUUUCCCCUCUGACCGUGUCAGCUUUAAUCCAACGUGCCCUUCCGAUAUGUCUCAUUGGGUCCAAGAUGAUCUUACCGUCAUGGCGAUAUUCAUCCGAAACUCUCACCAAAUGCCAAGCAGUAUCGGAGUUCUUGUCCAGGCGGUUCUCUUCAUUCUCAGCUUCAUUUUCACACUUAUUGGGGUGUCAAUGGCAAUGAGAUUCACAAUAUUCCACAAAAACCAGCGGAACAUUUUUAUUUCUCUACUUCUUCUUUGGUUUGAGCUUCUUAUGUGUCGGAUUCUGUUAUGGGCAUUCAAGUAUAAUUUGGCAAUUGAGAUAAGAGAUGCCAUCGAUUGUAACGACGCGUGUCAUCAUUUCGGGAAGUGCAGUAUCCCUGAAAACUUGUUUGAUCCUAUUUUCAUUGCUGGAAUUAUGAGAUAUCACUAUAUGUAUUUUGUCAUAACAACGCCUGUAGGGAUUCUGACGGAAAGGAUUUUCGCAACGAUGCUAGUCAAAGACUACGAGAAGAAGAGUCGUCACUGGAUUUUCAUUCUGAUCUUUGUCACUCAAAACGUGUUUGCGUGCACAAUGUCCGUGGUGACAACAACAAAAGGAAUCACAUUUCAAGUCCUGAUUUCGGCUGUCAUCGUUUCAUUAUUCGCGUCGGCAGUGAUCUACUCCUUGGUUGAAUACUUCAACCAGCAACGUCUAAUGGUACUCGAAAGAGAGCAUCGGACUACAAACUACACUUUGAGCAUUCGGUAUCAAUUGAAAGAGAAUUUGAAAACUUUGAAGCUAAUGCGUCGCUUUUUCAUCUCAAUCAUCGCUAUCAUCAUCGCAAUGGGUUUGGCGAAUUCUCUGCCAGUUAUCUUGAAUCUUGAUGAAGAUAUCAUUAUGACUAUUCGAGUUUAUAUGGAUUAUAUAUUCCAUUCAAACCCAGUUUUCCUCGUGCCCACUGCGAUUUUCACUAUCGAAAACUACCGGAAAUACACUGUCAACAAAGCCAAAACCACCUUCGGAAUGCGAGUUGAGAGUCAGAAGGUUGACAUUCGCAAGCUCCGCCCACAAAUCGAUAGAGAAACCGACGUCUACUUUGAGAUUUUCGAGAGACAACUGGAAGGAGAUGGAGCUUGUCGUGGAAAAAUGAGAACUGGAUCGUUGAGAAAACCGAAGAUUAAUGCUAAAUAUUGA